Molecule: messenger RNA, 1432 nt
Organism: Sceloporus undulatus (fence lizard)
Lineage: Eukaryota; Metazoa; Chordata; Lepidosauria; Squamata; Phrynosomatidae
Product: maestro heat-like repeat-containing protein family member 7
Exons: 8
Coding region: 21-1217 (398 amino acids)
Cellular component (GO): cytoplasm
Source: RefSeq, a predicted model, not a curated record
CAGAGGAUCCCCUAUUCUCCAUGCAGCUCACCAGCCUCUUGCUUGCUAUUCUGAACAGCCUCCCAGGCUCCAACGCAGGCAUGCAGGGUGACUUUGAGGAGGUCCUCCAGGCCAUCCUCCAGAACCAUGCCAGGAAGGUCGAACGGAUUAAGGAGGUGGUAGUCGCCAUCUACACCUGCCUCCAGGUCCACCCAAACACCCACUGGGUCCGGAAGCUGGCGCUGAAGGCCUUGGGAUACCUGCUGCCUCACCACUUGGAGAAAAUUGUGCACAGCUGCCUCUCCUUCUCCUUACCUGUGAACAGGCAGGCCAUGGAACUCUGGACAGUGAUGGCUUCAGGUCCCCAGGUGGCCAAGCAAGUUUUGCAGAUCUUGUUGAAGAGUCUCCAGGUCAAGGACCCCUGCAAGAGCAACAAGGAUGUCAUCACCACAUCCCUGGCAGCCAUGAAUGUCAUCUAUGAAUCCUUUGCAAUCGCUACCUACAAUACAGCCAUGAUGGAGAUGCAGCAUCAAUUCUUCAUCCCAGUGCUGAGGCAGGUGGAGUAUGUACAACAGCUGGCUUUGCCUAAAGCCUUACGAGCCAGGAAAAAAGAGUUUAUGAGCAAAUCGGUGGAGAUUGUGAAGGGCCUCUUCUUGGUGGCCAAGGAUUGGACCGUCUUCGCCUGUGUCCAGGCCCAGGAGGGCUGGAUGAUGCUGGGCACUCCGGGGAAGUUCUUCCAGAGCACUCACCUGCUGGCCAGGGCUAUGAAGGAGUGUGAUAGUCCCCAGAUACCGGGGGUCCGUUCCCAGGCUAUUCUCAUUCUCAACUGUGACAAAGAUGAGAAGAAAGAGAGGAUGGCUAUGGCCCUCAUGGCUGAGUUUCUUAAGAGCCCGCCUGCUCUUCAGCCGAUAGACCGUUCAACCAUCAGGCAUCAGCUGAAAGAAGCAGCUGCCUCUUCCAGCCUGGUCCUUAAAGACCUGUUUUUGGAGGCCCUGAAAAGCCUUUCUGAGCCACGGGAGGUUGAGUGUUUGCGGGACCAGCUCCCGAAGAUCAUGGAGUCAGCAUUCAGCGGACAUGAACGGGACAUCAUAGAAGGCCUGAAGGAGAUGAUAGCCACUCUCCAUGACCUGGAUGACCAGGGUAUUGGAGCCCUCAUCUUGGAGGUGGCAAUGAACAUCCGCUCCUUCUUUGACGACGUAAGUACCAAACAUGGACAAACCUACGAUUGUCCCUCCUAGGGCCUCAUUUCCCACUAAAGCAUUGUGGAGGGUGGACAGCCCCCCUCUGUUCCCCAGAUCCCUGACUGCCCUCCAAUGAUGGUCAGCAGCUGCAGGCCAGAGAAGGACAGAGUGUCCCUGGAGCAAGUAAAAGUCCUGGUGAAGGAGCAGAGGCAUGCUUCAUGUGGGGAAGGACUUUAUCACACAGGAGGCAAGAAUCAUUCUCCUGUCAUUAA